AUGGCACUCAUCCAUUCGUUCAUCUGCUUCCUGUCACUCGCUUUCACUCUCGUUCACGCGGCUCCUUGGAUCGUGACUGAUUACUACCAACAAGAUGUCUAUACCGAGUACUAUGGCUCUGAGGCUAUAACAACCAUCACUCGCUUCAGCCCGACUGCCACACUCCCCGCCGAGGCUCUGUCUACUAUCACCUCCAUUGCCACUGAUGUCUAUGAGAGCUACACCGUUGUGGAGAAACUCUACCCAACUGGCUAUGGUGUCGUACCUGAGAACAAUGGUUAUGUUGGCUACUACUCCCUCGACAACGAGGGUAACUACCACACCACAGUCUACAAGGUCAACGUGACUUAUUCCGCCCCUACGGGCUGCUCAACCCAAUGGACCACGACCUCGGCUGUCGAGGUCACUCCCCCAGCUUCGAUCCGCAAUCUUCUCCCCAGGGAGACCAUCGUCAGCUCCUCCUCCAUCGACAACUCCGAGCCCUUCCAGCCAACCACCUACCUCUACGACGUUGUCUUCGUCGACCCAACCCAAGUCCCGAGUGCAGACCUCAGCUCUGCAAGCUACUACAACAAACCCACAGCCAGCUACAACGGCGCCGGCUGUCAAUACACCGGCAGCAAUGGCUACGGCGGCUAUUACGGCGGCUACUAUUACGGCAACUAUGACUACGACAACUGGUUCACCAGCAAAUGGGGCAUGGGCAUCGGAAUCUCCGGUCUAGCCCUCGUCCUAAUCUGCAUCCUCGGCUGGGCAGGCCUCUUCUUCUUCCUCGGCAUGAUCGAAGCCUGGGUCCGAUUCCGCCGCCUCAUGACCGGCUGGCAAACCCGUCGCGGAUUCCCUCUUUUCUGGGCCUUCUCCUGCUUCCCCAUUUCCCUCUUCUUCCUCUUCUGUUUCCGAAAGGGUUUCCGCGCGCGCAGUCGCGAGGACGCAGAGAUCCUGAAACAGAGAUGGGAUGCCAUGGGCUUCGGUACGAAGUUGCGUCUGUACUUUGUCUGGGGUUUCCGCUUUAAGUAUCCUACGGUGUUGGGUCCUGCCCCUGCGAGGGUCGCAGGUAAUAAGAAGCCUAAGGAGUCGGGCCCGCGCUUGCUCGAGACACCUCCUGCUACUGCUGCUCCUUCACGGGAUGGAUCUGAGAGGGCUGCGCCGGAAAUGACGCAGGCUUCGGGUGCUCUGCCGGAGACGCAGAAUGAGCAUCGGGAUGCUGAGAUCGGUCAAGCUCGUUGA
This is a messenger RNA of Penicillium brevicompactum, 1227 nucleotides long. RefSeq lists its product as uncharacterized. The record is from RefSeq and is a predicted model, not a curated record. The coding region runs from base 1 to 1227 and encodes 408 amino acids. Lineage: Eukaryota; Fungi; Ascomycota; Eurotiomycetes; Eurotiales; Aspergillaceae. The transcript has a single exon.